AUGACGACCGCAUCCCCGCCUCCAGACGGGGGUUUCCAUGCUUGGGCGCAGGUGGUGUCGGGUCAUCUGGUUGUAGCUCUCACAUGGGGUUACGCUUCCAGCUUUGGAGUAUUCCAAAAUUACUAUGAGAAAACCCUACCUCAAUCAGCCUCUGACAUUUCUUGGAUAGGCGGAUUCCAGGUAUUUUGCCUAUUGUUUAUCUCGGUGCUAUCCGGCCGUGCGACGAAUGCUGGGCUUGCGCGACUGGUGGUAGGCGCAGGAGCGGUCCUUUUAUUACUCGGCACUUUCAUGACAAGUCUGGCCACGGUGUAUUGGCAGAUUUUUCUGGCGCAAGGUCUCUGUGUUGGGAUUGGACAGGGCCUUAUGUGGUUGCCCAGUGUGGCUUUGAUUUCGACGUAUUUUGUGCGGCUGAGGGUUUUUGCUCUCACAGCUGCAGCGACAGGGACGAGUACAGGAGGAAUCAUCUUUCCAGCAAUGAUUCAGUAUCUCACUCCCCGAAUUGGCUUUCCGUGGGCAGUUCGUUGUAUGGGAUUUGUGGCUCUGGUUAUGGUCGUCUGUAUCCUUGCGCUGCUACGUCCUAGAUUGCCAUCUCGAAAGUCGGGCCCAUUCAAAGUUUAUGCGACAAAGGAAUUGCACUUAUCUCAGAUAGAUGGCGUAAAACUGAUCAUCGUUAUCAAUGCGUGCGGUAUUCCAAUUCGUGCACCUUGCGGCUAUCUGGCUGAUCGAUACCUCGGCCCAUCGAAUUGUUUGAUUCCAUGGGUGGCGCUAUGCGGUAUCUUGAUGCUCUGCUGGAUCGCUGUUCAUACGGUCGUCGAACUAUAUAUUUUCGCCGUUUUCUACGGUCUGGCAUCAGCAGCCGCUAUGGCUUUGUUUGCUGGUACUGUCCCCUCUUUAACCAAAGAUUUGGACAAAAUCGGAACCCGUGUUGGAAUGGCGCUGACACUGAUGAGUUUUGGGCCUUUGACUGGACCAUCUGUCGCUGGCGUAUUGAUAUCUCGUACCAAUAGUUAUCUUGCGGCACAGAUUUGGGCAGGAGUAGCGUUGACUAUAGGCGUUCUAGCCCUAGGCAUGGCACGCAUCAUCAUAACAGGACCCAUUAUCCGGGCAAAAGUAUAA
Messenger RNA from Penicillium coprophilum, 1116 nucleotides. RefSeq lists its product as uncharacterized. Gene Ontology annotation, molecular function: transmembrane transporter activity. The coding region runs from base 1 to 1116 and encodes 371 amino acids. The record is from RefSeq and is a predicted model, not a curated record. Lineage: Eukaryota; Fungi; Ascomycota; Eurotiomycetes; Eurotiales; Aspergillaceae. Gene Ontology annotation, biological process: transmembrane transport. The transcript has 3 exons. Gene Ontology annotation, cellular component: fungal-type vacuole membrane.